Messenger RNA from Hydra vulgaris (swiftwater hydra), 1021 nucleotides. RefSeq names its product nitric oxide synthase-interacting protein. The record is from RefSeq and is a predicted model, not a curated record. Gene Ontology annotation, cellular component: nucleus. Lineage: Eukaryota; Metazoa; Cnidaria; Hydrozoa; Anthoathecata; Hydridae. Gene Ontology annotation, biological process: protein ubiquitination. Gene Ontology annotation, molecular function: ubiquitin protein ligase activity.
CCAAUUGUUUUGAAUUUUUUUUUUAAGUUUUAGAAUAAAUUAAUUAUUUAAAUUAAAAUGACAAGGCAUGGUAGAAAUUCUACUGCAGGUGCAGUAUACACAUACCACGAAAAACAACGAGACUCUAAAACUUCUGGGUGGGGCUCCCUAAAAACAAGAUUUAGUAAAGAUGCAAUAAAAGAAUUUGAUUGCUGCAGUUUGACAUUACAACCAUGCAAAGAUCCAGUUGUUACAACAGAAGGUCAUUUGUAUGAACGUGAAGCAAUUUUGGAGUAUAUUCUUCAUCAGAAGCAAGCUUUUGCUAAAAAGAUAAAAGCAUAUAAAAAACAGUUAAAAAAAGACAAAGAAGAAGCAGAGGAAAGUAACGAAAAAAGUGAACGACUAAAAGUUUCACAGUUUAUUGGUUUGGAGACUAGUAUUGCAACCAAAAGAGAAAAUCCUUUUAAAAGUUCUGAUGAUUCUGGUUCUACAAAGAAAAAAAAAGACAAUGACAGCUUGCAGUCAAUUAAAAAUACAAGUGAAACUGAAAAAAUGAAGUUACCGAGUUUCUGGAUUCCAACUCUAACCCCUCAAGCAAAGGAGACGCGUUUAGAAAAACCAGAUAGUACUGUAUAUUGUCCGAUGAGUGGUAAAGUUUUAAAAAUGAAGGACUUGAUUUCAGUAAAGUUUACUCUUGCUCCUCAUACCGAUAGUAAAUCAUUAAUAACUAAACAUGAACGGUACAUUUGUCCGGUAACAAAGGAUGUUUUAAGUAACAAAGUUCCGUGCGCUGUUCUGAGACCGAGCGGCCAUGUUGUCACUAUGGAAUGUAUUGAAAAGUUUGUCAAAAAAGAUUGGAUCUGUCCUAUUACUGGAAAUAAACUUCAACCAAGUGAUAUUAUUGAAAUUAAAAGAGGUGGUACGGGUUUCGCCGGUGUUAGUGGUAGUGAACUAGAAGGAAAAUUAUACGGAGCCUCUCUUAUGUGUGGUUAAAAGUUUUUUUGUUAUUUAAAUUGAAAAACAAAUUAAGGAUGUAUUUGAA